UGGAACCCAUUCUGUCGCCGAUUUUUUGAUAGUUCUCUCACCCUCUCGGAGCAGAGCAGUUGGGCCGAUCAAACCAUCCAUGGCUGUAGUCCAUCCAUGUAGACCAAACCGAACCAUUUGAAACCCAAACGCUCGCUGUUGAAUGACCGAGAGAAAUAGUGGCAGGGUGGCUGGGUUACAUUUAUUGCAGCUAGCUGGUCGGCCGCAAGCAACCUGUUUGCUGAAAUGCUUCACCGAAAGUGUCAUCUAUGGCUUAUGCAGCUUGUCAAUUUUUAUCGAAGACAAGGGGAGUGAAGGAAAAUUGGACAUCUUAAGAAAAAAUGUGGGUUAUGGAGUUAGCAAGUAUUUACAGAGGAAGAUGGAUGAGACGGAGCAUGUUACGAAGAAUUAAUGGUGUUGGGUCUGAUUCGGCAUCUGUAGUUGACAUAGGAAGAUGUAGAUGGCAGUUCGUAGCUCAUUCAACUUAUUCUACUUCUGAAGCAGUUAGCAGUAUUGGAGAUAAAGAUGUUGGCAAAGUGAAUUUGGCUAAGGAUUUAGCUUGCUUAGUUGAAGAAUCGUCUAAUCUCGAUAAGAAGAAACCCAUGACCCUUUUAGAGCUUAAGAGGUUGCUUGAACUCCGGAUAAAGAAGAGGGUAAAGGAGCAAUAUGUUAACGGAAAGUUUCAAGACCUCAUGCACAAAGUGAUUGCCAAUCCAAAAACACUUCAGGAUGCUUAUGAUUGUAUCAGAAUGGACUCAAAUAUUGGCCUAGCUAAGGAAAGAGACUCCAUCCCUUUUGAAUCCUUGGCAGAAGAGCUCAGUUGUGGGAAAUUUGAUGUCAGUGCCAACGUCUUCUCUCUUUCGACAAGGGGUGCACAGAAAGAAGUACUUGUUCUUCCUAAUCUAAAAUUGAAGGUUGUCCAAGAAGCCAUCAGGAUAGUUUUGGAAGUGAUUUAUAGGCCCCACUUUUCUAAAAUUUCCCAUGGUUGUCGAAGUGGAAGAGGGCAUUUCUCUGCCUUCAGGUACAUAUGCAAAGAAAUUUCUAAUCCUAAUUGGUGGUUUACAUUACAUAUUAACAAAAAACUUAAUGUUUGUAUCCUUGCUAAGCUCAUUUCCACUAUGGAGACCAAGAUAGAAGAUCCAAGUUUAUAUGCUAUCAUCCAAAGUAUGUUUGACGCACAGGUACUCAAUUUGGAGUUUGGGGGUUUUCCAAAAGGCCAUGGCCUUCCACAAGAAGGAGUUUUAUCCCCAAUUCUACUGAAUAUAUAUCUUGAUAUGUUUGAUCGUGAAUUCUACAAGAUGUCAAUGAGAUAUGAAGCUUUUGAUAUGGAAGUUCAAAAUGAACAGGAUGCUUCCUACUCCAAGCUGCGCAGAUGGUUUAGAAGACAGAUAAAAGGAAAUAAUAUUGUACAACCUUGUGGGGAGAACUCUAAUGUGAGGAUACAUUGUUGUCGAUUUAUGGAUGAGAUAUUUUUUGCAGUUUCAGGUUCCAAAAGUGUUGCUCUCACUUUCAAAUCUGAGAUUCAUAGUUAUUUGCAGGAUUCUCUCUACUUGGAGGUUGAUAAUCAGACAGAUAUAUUAUCAUGUAGUGGUCCCUAUUCUGUUCAAUUUCUUGGCGCUUUAGUUAAAAGAACUGUAAGAGAAAGUCCUGCAGUAAGAGCUGUUCACAAGCUAAAGGAAAAGGUAAAGUUAUUUGCUUCACAGAAACAAAAGGCUUGGGAUGCUGGAACUGUUAGAAUUGGAAAGAAAUGGCUGGCUCAUGGAUUGAAGAAGGUCAAAGAAUCUGAGAUCAAGCAUUUGGUUGAUAGUAACUCUCUUCUAAGUCAGAUUUCUACUCUUAGAAAAGCUGGGAUGGAAACAGAUCACUGGUACAAAGUCUUAGUAAAGGUGUGGAUGCAAGACAUAAAUGCUAAAUCCGCAGACAGCGAGGAAUUUAUCUUAUCCAAGUGUAUUGCUGAACCUUCCCUUCCCAAGGAACUAAGAGAUUCAUUUUAUGCAUUUCAGAAGUGUGCAGAAGAAUAUAUUUCUUCUGAGACAGCUUCAACUCUUGCUCUUUUGCCCAAUUCUAGUUUGUCUACUGAAUCUGUUAUAAUUACAGAGGUUAUAGCUCCAGUAAACAUUAUAAAGAAGCGUCUGUUACGGUAUGGACUGGCAAAUGCCAAAGGAUUUCCCUGUACAAGUCACAAGCUUAUUUUACAAGAUAGCAGUCAAAUUGUCGACUGGUACUCUGGCAUAGCUUCCCGGUGGCUUAAGUGGUAUUGUGAGUGUCAGAACUUCAGUGAGAUAAAGCUUAUUCUUUGUGACCACUUGAGAAAAUCUUGCAUUCGGACACUGGCAGCUAAGUAUCGGAUUCAUGAAACUGAGGUAGAGAAACAAUUUGAUACAGAAUUGGACAGAAUUCCUUCAACCCAAGAAUUUGAAUAUGAGUUGGAAAAUAAGACCUUGGUUUCUCAAGCUUCUCACAGUGACGGUGCAUUAAGGUAUGGAAUUUCUUACAGUGGCUUGUGUUUAUUGUCCUUAGCAAGAAUGGUGAGCCAAUCAAGACCUUGCAUCUGUUUUGUUGUUGGGUGCAUGGCUGCGGCGCCAUGUGUUUAUACCCUCCAUGUGAUGGAGAGACAGAAGUUUCCAGGUUGGAAGACAGGGUUUGCAAGUUGUAUCCAUCCAAGCAUGAAUAGAAGGCGAAUUGGGUUAUGCAAGCAACAUUUAAAAGAUCUGUAUCUUGGCCAUAUAUCGCUCCAAUCUAUUGAUUUUGGCACCUGGAAGUGAGAUUUUUCCAACAGAAGUAUACUCAGUUGAAGAUGAAGCUACAACCCUGAGAUAUUUAAACUGAGGAUCAGGGCCAAAUAACAAUAAGCAAAUGGAGAUGAUGGUAGAAAAUAUGAACUCACAUUACUUGGAAUUUAGGGAAGGUACACUCAUCGAGGUGCGGCAAUGACAUGGAGGCCAGAGAAGUGAGAUUGUUGUGGUUACAGGAAAGUUUUACGUUGCUUUUCAAUCACGUUAGCUCAGUGGCUCCGGAUUUGAAUAAUCUAAGGAAUGCCGCUCCACCUUUCACAGUGCACUGGAUGAUUUCAGCUCCAGAAAAUCUUAAUUUCACAAUAGAUCCAGCUAAUUUGGUUCAAUCUUCCUGCUUUAGAUCUAUCAGAUUAGAAUUUCCUAGACUUGAUGGAUUCGAACCACAGGAGUGGCCCUUUAAAGUCAGGCAGUACUUUGUUUGGGCUUUAUGGAACACCAGAAUGUCACAAAAUUGUUAUUGCAUCAUUCCACCUGGAUGGAUCUGUGGCUAGUUAGUUUCUUCAAUGGAUAAAGAUGAGAAGUUACUAGGGCCAUGGAGUGAGUUAAGAGUUGGAGCAUCAGAAUGUGAUGAGGAUCCACAAGGUGCUUUGGCCGAACUUGUACAAAUUGGAGCCAUGAGGGCUUUUCAAGAACAGUAAGUUUUUCAACUAAGGUAUUUGAAUUAUCCAUAUAUAAGUUGCUGAUGACUGUUAAUGAGGAUAGCACAAAGGAAGGAGGAAAAUUCUGGGAGACUAGACUGAGCAACAAUUAAGUUGGAGAAGGAUCGGUUGAAAUGGUUGCAGAAAUUAAUUACAAUGCAUUAGAGGGUCAAUUGAAUCCCAAAACCAUUAGUAGACUCACUGGUGGCAUCCGAAAUGCGGUUGAGUUUGCUCAGAAAUAGGACAUUCGUUAAUGCAAUGCAGAUAGUGAGUGUAAAUGUAAGCCCUUCAAGGUGUUGGUGGGAAAUGGGGAUUACCUUCCUUGUGACAGCAAGCAUACUCUCUAGUCUCACUCAAUUCACAUUAGAUUCCUAUAUUCUGUCUACGAAAGGAUCUGAAGUCAUUUAUUUAGGGCCAGUAGUUGGUAAUUGUAUCACAUCAUAUAAACGUAUCUAUACCAUGUGGCAGAACAAUGUUUAUUUUAGGUAAAAUAGCUCAGGUCAUCCACAGAAAUACUUUAUAUUCCAGGUUUUACCAUCUUCUCGUGACUUUAGAUUUGCGGCAUAUGCAGUAGGUUGGGACAUGAUUUACAACUUUAUGUAGGUAGUCGAUUGUUUCUUAUUACACCGAUGACAUAAAUUCCAAGAUAAAAGGUUGCUUCAUCCGUUUUACAUCUUUAUUAAGGGAAAAUGAUGCCAUGUUUUCAGCACUGAUUUAUUCAAAGAAGAUUUCACAAAUCAUGCAAGAUGGGCCACUAAAUGCAAGCAUUAUAUUAUAUUUUAUUUAUAUAGGAGCAUGCUAAUUGAACAUAAAAAAUUAAUCUAAUUAUUAACUGCAUGCUAUAUAUAGCACAAGUCCUAUUACGUUUGACUAUGAAUAUGAGGACUGUCAAGGAGGCUUACCAAACUCCUACAAACUAGACCAAUAAGGGAAUAUCAAGCUCAGUUUCUUGUCAACCAAAGAUAUUGGACUAUCCAAACCAUUCCUGACGAGCUGCUUCAUGCCAGGACAACCUGAAAUUCAGAGGAGGUAAUAGCUAAUAGGUUUUACAAUCAUAGACAAGCUAUUGGUCUGGCUUGAUUGCAUGAAGACAAGUAUAAGGCUGCAAAGAAUUGGUCGUCCAAGCCCCCCUUCCAGCUUCUCUGUUAUUAGAUCUCCUCCAGUUAAGCUGAUUCCCACCAUGAUCAUAAUUCUCAGUCAAAGCUUACGGUUCCUAUAGGUUGUCACCUUCAGAACUGAAAAAGGGAAGGGAUCAAGGACUUUGUUACAAUUGUGAAUUUGUGAUAAGAAGUUUGUACUGGGGCACAGAUGUAGAACCAAAUUUUGUUACAAAUGACUGAAGAAGGAAGUGGGCAAGAAGAAGAAAUGGAUUGUGAUCCAACUGGAGGUGUCAAUCGGUGACUUUGCAGUUAAAACCGAUCCUGAAAUAAGUCAUCACGCUCUUGAAGGACAGCUAAAUCCUAGAACUAUUCAGUUGUUAGGCAAAAUAAGAACUCAUGAAGUACAAACUUUGGUAGAUAGUGGCAGUAUGCAUAAUGUUCUCCAGUUGAAAACAGCGCAGAAACUUGGACUGGUGGUGAAAAAUGCAAAUCCUUGGAGGUCUUAGUUGGCAAUUGGGAUCAUUUGAUUUUUGAUAAGAGAUGUUUGUAAGUGCCCUUGCAAUUGCAGGAUACUUUGUUCUGACUAGACUCGUUUGUUUUACCUAUUAAGGCAGCUGAGGUGAUAUUACGAAUCCAGAGGUAUAGUCCCGUGAGUGUCCUUGAACUAGUUUAUCCUUUCCCCUUCUUGUAUCUGGUAUGUAUCAGGGUGGAUCAAACUCAAGGGACCUUGGACCCAAGUGAGUUGGUACCUAUGCUAUUGAAGAGAUACCAUUAUGCUGCCAAAUCACAAUUUGCUGUUACAAGAUAGCAUGCACUUCCAUCUCUUUUUUCCGGUGCAAAUUAUCCUG
Molecule: messenger RNA, 5360 nt
Organism: Diospyros lotus (date-plum)
Lineage: Eukaryota; Viridiplantae; Streptophyta; Magnoliopsida; Ericales; Ebenaceae
Product: nuclear intron maturase 4, mitochondrial
Exons: 4
Coding region: 321-2744 (807 amino acids)
Biological process (GO): mRNA processing
Source: RefSeq, a predicted model, not a curated record